Xylaria bambusicola is the source of this 2652-nucleotide messenger RNA. RefSeq names its product DUF323 domain protein. The transcript is spliced from 12 exons. The coding region runs from base 1 to 2652 and encodes 883 amino acids. NCBI's taxonomy places the organism in Eukaryota, Fungi, Ascomycota, Sordariomycetes, Xylariales, Xylariaceae. The record is from RefSeq and is a predicted model, not a curated record.
AUGCCUUCACUUCUCCAAGAUCGCGCCGAACCUCAGUUUGCCAAUAGGCCGGCAAGGGGAGCCUACAAACCUCGACAGGCUGCCACAGAGACCCCCCUUGUGGACAUUAUUGAUAUCCGCCAGGACACCACCAAGGCUGAUCUCAAAGAAGAGAUUCAUAGGCUCUUUCAGUCCCAGGAAAGGCCUCGAAAACUCCCUACUCUCCUACUUUACGACGAGAAGGGCCUCCAGCUCUUCGAAAAGAUCACGUAUUUGGAGGAGUACUAUUUGACCAAUGCCGAAAUUGAGGUUUUGCAACGUCAUGCUGCCACUAUCGCUGGAAACAUACCUUCCGGAUCCAUGUUAAUCGAGCUUGGUAGUGGGAAUCUGAGGAAGAUUUGCCUAUUACUCCAGGCGUUCGAGGACUCGGGAAAGGAUGUCGACUAUUAUGCACUUGACUUAUCGGAAAAAGAGUUAUCCCGGACUUUGGCCCAAGUUCCCAAGUUUCAGCAUGUCCAAUGCCAUGGCCUACUAGGCACCUAUGACGAUGGCAGAGAGUGGUUGAUGUCUCCUUCGCACUUGGCUAAACGAAAGUGUAUUAUGCAUAUGGGCUCUAGCAUCGGAAACUUUUCCCCGUCCGAUGCAGCCUUCUUCCUGCAAGGCUUUACCGAUGUCCUCCAGCCACAGGACAGCUUGCUGAUUGGGGUAGACUCUUGUAUGGACCCGUCGAAGACCUGCAACCUGUACCCGGCCUUAACUGACUUUCCACCGUUCGACAACGUCAUAGACCAGGAGGGCAUCACGCAUCAAUUUAUCUUGAAUGGCCUCCAGCAUGCUAAUGAUGUCCUCGGAGAAACUGUUUUCCAAGUGGGAGAUUGGAGGGUGGUUGGGGAGUAUGUGUAUGACAGUGAGGGAGGGCGCCAUCAGGCGUUUUAUUCGCCAUUGCGGGAUACGGUUGUCCUGGGGGGCGUCGUCAAGGCCCACGAGCGUAUCCAGAUUGAACAAAGCUUCAAAUACUCAAAGGGAGCCUGUGACGCACUCUGGAAAUCGGCAAGUGUCUUGGAAGCGGAAAAAUGGAUGACAGACGACGAAACCUACGGCUUGCAUCUGCUGAUCAAGAACCCCUUGUCGUUCAGCCUAAACCCGCUGGACUACACUCGGGAGAGCGUCCCUCUCAUGAGCGACUGGAAGAGCCUCUGGGCUGUCUGGGAUACCAUCACACGUCGAAUGCUGCCCAACGAAGAGCUACUCGACAAGCCUAUCAAGCUUCGAAACGCCUGCAUAUUCUACCUAGGCCAUACUCCGGCGUUUCUAGAUGUCCAGCUGACCAAGACCACGGACGAAGGCCCAACUUCACCUCGCUAUUAUCACUCGAUAUUCGAAAGGGGCAUAGACCCAGAUGUCGAUAACCCCGAGAAUUGUCACGCGCACUCGGAGAUUCCCGACGAAUGGCCCCAACUCGAUGACAUCUUGGCAUAUCAGACUCGGGUGAGGGCUAGGCUGAGCAGCCUGUACGACAAUGGAGCUGAAACCAUCCCCAGGCAAGUUGCUCGGGCUAUAUGGGUUGGGUUUGAGCACGAGGUUAUGCACAUGGAGACCCUGCUCUACAUCAUGGUACAGAGUGACAAAACACUCCCACCUCCUGACAUACCGAUACCCGAUUUUCAAACCCUGGCGCGGGACGCAAAGCUGUCAAGGGUUGAGAACAAGUGGUUUGACAUCCCGGAGCAGACCGUCACCUUAGGUCUAGAUGAUCCAGAGGAUGACUUGGAAUCUGAUAGUCACUUUGGGUGGGAUAAUGAGAAACCACGACGACAGGUGCAUGUUCAUAGCUUCCAGGCCAAGGGAAGACCGAUAACCAACGAAGAGUAUGCGCAAUAUCUACAUGGCACUAAGAAAGGGAAAUGCCCGGCUUCUUGGUCCACGGAGACUGUAGAGGGUACGAACGGUUCGAAUGGGCAUUCCACUGCCAAUGGCGCAAGCUUACCGCCGUCGUUCCUGCAAGGCAAGUCCGUCCGGACGGUUUAUGGCCUCGUGCCUCUGAAGUACGCCCUUGACUGGCCUGUGUUCGCCUCAUACGACGAACUAGCGGGCUGUGCGGCGUGGAUGGGCGGACGGAUCCCGACUCUCGAAGAAGCCCGGAGCAUCUAUACGCACGUCGAGUCCCUGAAGAAGAAGGAAGCCGAGAAUAAACUCGGCGCCACAGUACCGGCAGUAAAUGGACAUCUCGUGAAUGACGGCGUGGAAGAGACGCCCCCAUCACCCCCUGACACAUCGUCUCUCGUCGACGAAGAAGACGAAAGGGACAAUGCGUGGCCCCCCAUCAUGCAAUCCGAUAUUUUUCUCGACCUCGCAGGCGCCAACGUCGGCUUCCAGAACUGGCACCCAGUCCCCGUAACGGCGCGCGGCGACCGCCUCGCGGGCCAGGCCGAGAUGGGUGGUGCUUGGGAGUGGACCAGUUCGCCGCUCAGGAAGCACGAAGGGUUCAAACCCAUGGAUUUGUAUCCCCUCUACACCGCUGAUUUCUUCGACGAGAAGCACAAUAUCGUGCUUGGCGGCUCAUGGGCGACUCACCCCAGAAUUGCCGGGAGAAAGUCUUUUGUCAACUGGUACCAGCGCAACUACCCAUACGCCUGGGUCACUGCGCGACUGGUCCGGGACAGCAAGCAAUGA